AUGAGAGUCACUAAAAAUAUAUCUUGCUAUAUUUCAGCUCGAGUUGAUAAAGCAGGCCAUGAACAUUGCUGGGGAUGUAAGGAAUAUUAUGAUGAGUUAAAAGUUAUUGAUGGCUACAUUCAAGGCAUCACGAAAGCAUUAAACGAAACGAAAACAUCGCAAGGUAUUGAAUAGUUCUUAAAAUCUGCUUCUCAUAGACAAUUGUUAAUGAUCAUUGAAGAGAAUGGUUGCAGGCAGGCAAGGGAUUUUACUCAUCAAUGAUCUAAGACAAUAGUACCGGGGAAGCAUCGCCGGCCAUGGCGGCAUGGGUGAUUAAAUUAAACAUUGUGUCUGUAAUGCGAUGACGUAAUGACUAGGUCUAGGGAUGCGCUGGAUACUGUUUUGCCGGAUAGUACUCUACCGGAUAUCAGUCAGGGAAAAAUUAUAACCGGAUAUUAAUGGUGUUAUUUAGACAAUGCUUCACUAUUUAAGGUCCAUACUAUUUUUCUCCAUAAUAUAAGGUCCAUUGUUUUAGCAUGUGAUUUAUCUCUUUAUGUAAUAAACAUUUGUAGCACAGGCACUGGCGGGCAAUCUACACAUCGCGAAAACAUUUUGUUAAUGCACAAAAAAGACAAAGAAAACAUAUAUGGCAAAAUUUUACCGGAUAUCUAUAUUUUACCGGUACCCGGAUCCGGCACAUCCCUACCACGGUCAACGGGUAGAUAAGACAUUACUAUAGUGGAUAGAGCGUCGGUCGGCAAAUGCAUCAGGGUGUUCAGAUUUCUGAGGAUAAUUCUCAUCAUCAUCAUCAUCAGGGUGUUCAGAUUUCUGAGGAUAAUUCUCUCAUUGAAUUUUAAAAAUGUUUCCGCUAACAUCGGCCUUUCUUCAGGGUACUGCAGUAACGAAUAUUAUUCCCAUGGGCUGCAUGCAUGGUUGUAGAUUUUUUUAAUCUCUGUAAAAAUGCUUGAAAAGUUGUGAAACUACGGAUAUGUACCCACAAUAAAUACAAUCAAACUAGUAACCCAAGUAAGUAUAACCCAGUCUGGGUUAGACUGAUAAACAAGCAAUUCUAGAAAGUUCACUAUCCGGCCUUCGUACAACCGGACCCCAUGCAUGCAGAAGUGGAAAAACAUAUUUCUCGUAUAAAUUUCUAUUACAUUAAAAUUGUGCUAUAUCACAUUAUUUUUUGUUGAUGCCAUCCAGUGCUGGAAUGUCCGCCAGCAGCAGCAGCAGCGCUUCCAGGAAAUUUGGACUAAAUAUUUUUGCAGGAAAUCUUCUUACAUUCUUACACCUUGCAGGAAAUUUUCGUCAUCUUAUAUACUGCAUGGAAUGCCAUUAUUGUUUAAAAUUCCAGAAUCGUUCUGCAAGUCAAGAUUGUCUUGCCGAGAUUGUGCGGCACCAUACAUUCUCUGAAAUCUACCAUAUUAGGCAUAUAGGACCAUAUUAGGACCUACAGAUUGUCUUGUGUCGAGAUUGUGCGGUACCAUACAUUCUCUGAAAUCUACAUAUGUAUAGGAAGUUUUAUAUUGGACUUAUACAAGAAAUGUUUAUUUUUUGGAUUUUGUUGCCAGGAAGAGAAAUACAUUUUUUACGCCUGAUGCCAUCUUAUAUUUUUUAGGCAAGACGAUGUUAGAUGAAACUUUAAUGAUGGUAGUUAGUGAUCAUGGUGGAUAUACCAAUAUUCAUGGGGAAUGUAAUGGUCCUAAUACUGAAUGUCUAAGUUUUACUAUGACUGCAACCAUGAAUGUACCAUUGCUUCUCAGAGGUAAAAUUUCCAUUCACCACCAUCAUGUAUCCAUUAUGUCAAUCUAUCUGUUUUGUACUUUACUCUUCUCUAUUUUUAUUUUGCCUUGUACAGUCGGAUGAAAUUUUGCGUAAAAUAUUCCGAACUUCGCAAAUUCAUUGCGAUGUUGUAAUGUGACACUCUGUUGCCACGGCCACCUGGCAAAAGAGUUGAAGUCGAUUGUGAUGCGCUUGCAAUUAUUAAACGAAAUUUUUCACACAUCAGUCUUUCACAGAUUUGUAAAUUUGUAAGAUGAGUAUGACAUGCGUACCAUUUUAGCAGCAUUAUUUUCUAAAAAACAUCUGGUUUUAUUUCUUGGAAUAUUUCUUACCUCAACAAUUGGAGUGUAUCCGUUUUUUGGUAUAAUCAUUUUACCCUGCCUGUAUGGUCUUGGCAAAAACGUAAAAAAAUGGUAUACAGAACAAUCUCAUACAUAGAAAUUAUAUUUUGCACCUCAAUUGUUUUCUACUAUUAUUUAUCUCGUUAGGUCCAGGAAUAAAGAAGAACUACAAUAUGAGUGCCAGCAAGACUUACGUGGCCAACAGAGAUGUCGUACAAACUGCACUUCAUGCAUUAGGUUUAGAAAAAGGUCAAUAUAUGACUGGCAAAGUGUUACAUGAAGUAUUUAAGGAGCCGGAAGUAGCAGCCGUAAGCAAAGCUAGAUUUAUAAAUGGUUUUCAACAGUUAUUAUUCAUGUGUGUUUUAUUGUCUUUUCCUUAUUAUUUAUAAAGUGUUGCUGUAAUUUCAAUUUAAUUUAUGUAUAAAAUGUUAAAUAGAAUAUUGUUACAGACUUACAGUAGAGUAUGGACAUGUCAGAGGUGAAGAUCUGAUCCUUUGGCAUGUUAUCGCACGCGUUAGGUAUUGCCACAUAGAGUGUAUAAAGUAGUCCACUUUUUCCACACCAAAACCAUUCAAGCUUUUAGCUGCAAGCUUUUGACAGCUAAAGACCUGAUUUUCAUUGAUAAGAAAAAAAGUAAAACUAUAAACUCAAUGACAACGUGAUAACUCGCCAAAUUUGGACUACCCUUUUUUAUACACCCUGUAUAUUAAGUUGUCCUUUUGUUGUUGCAAAUUUCAGUCCUCAAACCUUUAUAUAUAAAAUUUAAUGCUAAUUUUCUUACUAAAUGGAUACCAAGCUGUGACAGUUGAAAAAUGUUGUUACAACUUCGGUACUUAUAGUUAAUCCACUAUCUUUCAGAAACAGAAAAUUGUUUUGGUGGGUAGGACCCCUAGCACUCCAUUACCACUUCACCCUCGCCCUAAGUGUUCGCAAUUGACCAUAUACAACGCCAUUUCAAUCGUAUCUAGAAAAUAUUGUGUAGAUUUAAUGAAACUGUGAUUAAAAGCUAUAUUGAAU
Molecule: messenger RNA, 3119 nt
Organism: Paramuricea clavata
Lineage: Eukaryota; Metazoa; Cnidaria; Anthozoa; Malacalcyonacea; Plexauridae
Source: the annotation of a GenBank genome assembly